Mobula hypostoma (lesser devil ray) is the source of this 543-nucleotide messenger RNA. Its product is annotated as sarcoplasmic/endoplasmic reticulum calcium ATPase regulator DWORF-like. The transcript has 3 exons. Bases 235 to 330 code for a protein of 31 amino acids. The record is from RefSeq and is a predicted model, not a curated record. Lineage: Eukaryota; Metazoa; Chordata; Chondrichthyes; Myliobatiformes; Myliobatidae.
UAUUCUCAGCUCUGUGAAGCACUGAGCUGGGAGCUUCUGUACUGUGACGGAAAGAAAAUGGAAUAGUUGUAGCUGGCUCAUGCUCUGUCAGGCUAAUGCAUUGAUCCAGAUAGCAGACAUUUAACAGUUAUUGACACUAAGGCAGUUCUAUUUUAAAUAACCCUAGCGACCACUGCACCCAAGUGUGGAAAGGCUUACAACUCCUGAACUCCUGUAAAUCCCGAAGUUAAAAUCAUGCUACAAUUUGACCAGCGAUACGUUGUUCCCGUGCUUCUCCUGGUAGGAUGGAUCGCAGGGUGCGUGGUGGCUGUUUACUACAUCUUCUCCUGACCAUGAGGAUGCAGCAGUAGGAACAUGAGAUUUCAGAACCGGAACAGACGAUAUGGGUGGUUCUAAUUCGGCAACUGUAAAUGCAUCCUGGAUGAUGGAAAACAGGAUAUUGUGAUUUCACAUCAUGGAGAAAUAAGAUACAAUGUUUCCUGCUUCACUCCUGUAAUGAUCAUCAGUUGUAAACAUCAAUAAAUUUCAUGCUUUGUAGCUCAA